Molecule: messenger RNA, 10282 nt
Organism: Harpegnathos saltator (Jerdon's jumping ant)
Lineage: Eukaryota; Metazoa; Arthropoda; Insecta; Hymenoptera; Formicidae
Gene: fry
Product: microtubule binding protein furry
Exons: 47
Coding region: 236-10006 (3256 amino acids)
Biological process (GO): cell morphogenesis; neuron projection development
Cellular component (GO): site of polarized growth; cell cortex
Source: RefSeq, a predicted model, not a curated record
AUGGAGUAACAUCAAGAUGGUGCGCAGUGCUUCACUUCUAAGUUAAGAGUGUAUCGUCUGACCGGGAUCUGUCGACGUGCUAUCAAGAAUGCUUUAAAUCGUACAUAUUUUACGACGAAGUAUUAUAUUUCGUCGUGUAUGUGAAUUGCGGUGAAAUUGCUGAGACAUCAGUGAUAUCGGUGCAGAUUUACAAUGUAAUCAUACUACAGUUAUGCCAUGAUGCCAUUCAUUAUAAAUGUUACCUGAAGAGAAGGCAACAAUCAACAACAUGACGGAAGGUGCAGAAACUCAACCAAACACGGGCAAUGAGGCUCAAGCAGAAGCCUUAGAAUCCAGAGCAGCACACAGUGAAGGAUUACACGAGGGAACGGCUGAAUCAACAUUACAAGCUACCCUUGAGCCAGUGCAAGAGUUACUCACAGUUCAUGGAACUACACAGGGAGAAAGCAGUGAUGCUGUUAGUAUUUACACUGCCAGUACUUCAGUAUCCGGCAAUGAAUCAAGUUCAAGUAGAGUCAGUGCAAUAACUGUGGUACUGCCGUGGGGUGCCCAAAAGGAGACAGUAAAACCACAACAAAUAGGAGAUAUGGAUUUGAGACCAGGAGAAUAUGUAAUGCGUAUUCUAUUCGCAGAAUUUACUUCGCAGGCUGAAAAGAAGAUGGAGGCUGUUAUGACAGAGCAUGAAAAACAAUUAUCGAAAGUUUUACAAAGAGGGGAAGAUCCACAAUUUGAUCAACUUUUAUCAGCUUUUGGUUCAGUUGCCGAACAUUGUCUCCCAUCAAUAUUGAAAGCUCUAUUCAAUUGGUAUGAACGUCAACUCGUAGAUCAAGGUGGCGAUCAAAAGAAACCUGGGAAGGAAGACCAAAAGGGAAAAAGCAUUAUGUAUACAAUAGUAUCAGGAAGUGUAGAAACAGUCGAAAGAAGUGAAGCGGACUUGUUGCAAGAACGCAGAGAUCUUGCUGUCGAAUUUAUAUUUUGUUUAAUGCUGAUUGAGGUUUUACGUCAACUACCAUUUCAUCCUGGGCAUGAAGAUUUAGUAACCUACAUAGAAAAUAUUGCUUUCAAACACUUUAAAUAUAGAGAAGGCAUACAAAAUGAACCAAAUGCAGCUAAUAUUCAUAUUAUUGCGGAUCUUUAUGCUGAAGUAAUUGGAGUUUUGGCACAAUCCAGAUUUAUGUCUGUGAGAAAGCGAUUUAUGGUGGAGCUGAAGGAAUUACGUGCUAAAGAGCUAGGUCCCCAUACUACGCAGAGUAUCAUAUCCCUUUUGAUGGGGAUGAAAUUUUUCAGAGUUAAAAUGGUACCAAUAGAAGAAUUUGAGGCAUCAUUCCAAUUUAUGCAAGAAUGCGCUCAAUAUUUCUUAGAAGUAAAAGACAAAGAUGUGAAACACGCCUUAGCUGGUCUCUUUGUCGAAAUAUUGGUCCCUGUUGCUGCUGCUGUAAAAAAUGAAGUGAACGUACCAUGUCUGAAAAAUUUUGUAGAAAUGCUAUAUUCGACGACGCUGGAUAUGUGUACAAAAUCCAAGCACAGGCUUGCACUUUUUCCUCUAGUAACCUGCUUACUCUGCGUUAGCCAAAAAACAUUCUUUUUGCAAAAUUGGCAUUAUUUUUUAGCAAUGUGUUUGUCCCACUUGAAGAAUCGUGAUCCGAAAAUGUGCCGAGUUGCGUUAGAGGCUUUAUACCGUUUACUUUGGGUCUACAUGAUACGAAUCAAGUGUGAGAGCAACUCAGCCACGCAAAGCAGAUUACAGAGCAUAGUGAAUUCCUUGUUUCCCAAAGGAUCGAAAGCAGUGGUGCCACGAGAUACACCGCUAAAUAUUUUCGUUAAGAUCAUCCAGUUCAUCGCACAGGAGAGACUGGACUUUGCGAUGCGCGAGAUAGUGUUCGACUUGCUGUCUGUCGGUCGACCAGUGAAAAUAAUCUUAACUCCUGAACGUAUGAGCAUCGGGCUUCGGGCAUUUCUCGUCGUAGCCGACAGCUUGCAGCAGAAAGAGGGAGAACCGCCGAUGCCUCGCACCAUGGGCGUAUUGCCGAGUGGAAACACUAUGCGUGUUAAAAAGACGUUCCUGAACAAAAUGCUGACGGAAGAUACCGCGCGAAGCAUAGGAAUGUCGUCGUACUUCCCGCACGUACGUCGGGUGUUCGUCGAUAUUUUGCGCGCGUUAGACGUUCACUAUGGUAGGCCUCUCAUGAUGACCAGCACUCAGAAUAUGAAUAAAGAGCCGGACGAGAUGAUCACCGGAGAACGCAAACCUCGGAUAGAUCUCUUUCGAACUUGCGUCGCCGCCGUACCGCGAUUGAUUCCCGACGGAAUGACCGGUGCUGAGUUGGUCGAUUUGCUGUCUCGCUUAACGGUACACAUGGACGAGGAACUGCGCGCGUUGGCGUAUCAAAGUUUGCAGACUUUAGUGUUGGAUUUCUCCGAUUGGCGGCAAGAUGUCAUCCUUGGAUUUACACAGUUCCUGGCUAGAGACGUGCAAGAUACAUUCCCGCAGCUUGUAGACAAUGGCCUCAGGAUGCUAUUGCAACUUCUGACAUGUUGGAAGAACGCUUUGACAAGUCCCAGCAUUAGAUCCAAGGAACAAUCAGUGGACAAUACACGGGUGAAUAUACGCAUCGAUGUUGGCAUCAAGAAGUGCGAAUCAGGCCAGAAAGUGGAGCCUGUGUCGAAUAUAUUUUAUCUGGUGGAAGGAUUCGCUCUAGUUAUGCUUUGCAAUUGUCGCCUUUAUCCUCGACGACUAGCUGUUCAUAUACUUCGCGAAGUUAAACUUCUAUUGAAGACUUUGGGGGGACCAGAGGAUGACCAGCUUGUUAUCGAUGUAAUCGACGCUUGCUGUCCCGCUGUUUUAGAAAAGUGCUAUCCCAUGCUGCCGCCAGCUGAAAAAGCGGCCGCUGCGUCUACGUCUAAUGUGGAUCUACAAUGGAUAGCGGACAGAAGUAGUUGUGUUUGGACAGCUGGAUUUCAUGAUGAGAACAGCACCAAGAGUUCUUCGUCGCUUAAUCUAAACGGCGCCGAUCCGUGGGCCAGUUGCUUAUUUGCCUUCCUAGAAAAGGAUAGAGUACUCACGCUAUGCCCGAAUGCCGUGGCUCACUCGUGGCCCAUCGUUUUUAGUCGCAUUAAUUCUUUGUUUUCAGUGGUAGACCCUACUCCAGUAAAUGACAACCGAGCUUCGUUAUUAAGAAGUUCUACCACAGUGAGAAAGCCAGUGAAUGAGAGAGAUGUCUAUAUGCAUAUUUGGAAGAAUUAUCUGACUUUUGGAUACAGAGUUGUGCCACCCGUGCCGAAUCCAGUAGUUCGAUGCGCUAGUCCAGAUCUCAGUCUCAGUGGUCAGCAUACGGUGGAGUUUGGUGUGUUGUGCAUGAGUAAGGAGUUGAGUCAGAGCCUGGAGAAUCUCGGCGGGGCGCAGACCCUGCCGGGUCGGUUCUCUGUACCGUCCAUUUCCGGCAUCUACACCAGGCAUAAGCGUACCAGCUCGUCACCGGACAGUCUAUCUGCGGAACGCGGUGACAACAAGUCACCGGGCACGAACGCAAGCCCUGCGGCCUUGUACAAGCUUACCGUACCUCUGCUGAGAUGCGAGGCCGUCGACGUCAGGGAUGCCGCAGUUCAGGCUAUUGGAAAAGUAAAUGCCGACGCUUUAAAAGACCUGAUGGAAGAACUAGUUCCUUAUAUACGAGAAGCGGUCGAUCGCAAACAAGAGAAUAUGAGACGGCGAAGAAGACGCGACGCUUUAAGACUGCAACUAGUGAGAGUAUUGGAAUUGAUAGCCGAGUAUGGAACGUUUGGCAUCUGCUCAGCGGUACUGGAUCGCGAGACGCAGUCUUUACAUCCGACAUUCGUCGAGUACAUUGACGGCGCACGGAUUUACCUAGAAAAUGAAACCGACAAGGAAGCGCCUGCCGUGCGAGACAUAAAAUUGCACUUCUGCAACUUCGUCAGAAAGAUGAUCAAGAGUUUUUCGUUGGAAACGUGUUACACCUUAUUGAAAAGGGACCUAAGAAGGAACCUGUUCAUGUUAUUCGCUAGUUGGGCCGGCGUUUACGGUAGACCGCUUACAAGCACGUCAUCCUUGCAAGAAGAGGAGAAGUCUUGUACGGAAUUGCAACUGUCAGCACUACAAGCUAUGAGCGGAUUGCUAUGUUGCGGAUCGUGCUUCAAUCCGCAGUCACUUUCGGAGGAAGGCGCGAUUUUGUAUCAAUGGUUGGACUUACUGCUAGCCAGUAAAGACGAGAAGAUUUACACGCUCGCACGCGAAACAGUCGUAUUAUUGCUCGAAGGAAAUCCUGACAUUGGCACGCUUUUAGAUUGGGUGGUGGACCGCUGUUACACCGGCGCACCGCAAGUGGCCGAUGGCUGCUUCCUCGCUUUGGCAACAAUCUUCAGCGCUAGAGAGUACCCUUGUGACCACUAUACGAGCGUUAUCAACGUGACGUUGAUGAACACUGGAUGUCCACGCGCUCCGGUUCACGACGCUGCUCUUCAGCUUCUUCAGCUGCUGGAUCAACGAUUCUUCGGCAACGUAGGUCCACUUCCAGCUACGGAACCUGAGGCUGGACAUAACGAUCCCCUUGCAAGUUCUACCGCCACCGUCACUUCUGGCCCGGGUCAACCAAGCAAUCCUGCAGGUGAAAUUUCCUCCGGCGGCACAAUUAGAGGUGGGACAUUAGACGUGCUUUUGUCGACCACCUAUUGCCGCAGUCAAAUGUAUCUUUCGCGUCAACUUGCACAGCUGCAUCCGGAACUCACGAUGCCGAUGUUCAGCGAGAUUACACACCGGUUUCAAACAGCUCGCAGAGAAGUUCGGCAAUUACUGCUGCAAUAUUUGUUACCUUGGCUGCAUAAUAUGGAACUUGUCGAUCCCAAUGUACCACCGUCGUCAAAUCCAUUGAGUUAUUAUCAGUAUUACACGAGCGACGUGACACGUGGAGGAACGCGCCGAGAAGGCUGGGGUAGCGCAGAAGCGACGGAGAUGGUGCUCAACAACCUCUUCUACAUUACCGCUAAGUUCUCGGAUGAGCAUCCCAAAGAGACGGAGGAGCUGUGGGCGACUCUGUGCGGCUGUUGGCCCAACAAUCUCAAAGUUAUAAUUCGCUACUUGAUUAUCGUCUCGGGGAUGGCACCUCAAGAAUUACUGCCAUAUGCGAAGCGUGUGGUGCUUUACUUGGCACGAGCACGUCCGGAUCGCCUCGUUGACGAGAUGAUGACAGAAUUGGAGACAGUCGAAACGUUGAACUGCUUGAUCGAACGGACGGAAACACCGCCCUUUUAUCGGCUCACCAGCAUGAGGAAAGCCUCGUCGCAUAGCGACGCGCCUGCCGCCGAUCCCGCUAAUCCGCCUCGAGAUCUUGGUGUCGAGAAGGGCACUAUUCAUACGAAAAGGCACUCGGGAGAGGAUCCUGUCAAAACUGGCUCAAAGUCUGAUACUGCACUUCGAGCACUCGCGGGGUUUCAAACUCCCAGAGCAGAAAAGACAAGGACUGCGAGCGGUCCGCCAGUUCUUCCAGACGAUCUAUCAACUCCGACCACGGAAGCUGAACUGACCACCGAUGAAUCAUGCUAUGCCGCCCGUAAUGGACCCGUCGGAGUGAACGGAAAGAUGGCAUGUGUCGAUGAGAAAUUCGAUAUUCCUCAACCACACCCUUUACCGAUGCCGGAAUAUGGUGGUUACUUCGCUCCUUUGACCGAGUACUUGCCUGACAGCUCUCAACCGAUAAGCGGGUUUCACAGAUGUAACAUCGCCGUAAUGCUGCUGACCGACGUGGUCGUUGACGGCAUCCAACUCGAUUGGGCCAUACAUGUACCUCUGAUGUUACACAUAGUUUUUCUCGGUCUGGAUCACUCGAGACCGCUCGUCCGCGAUCACUGCCGUUACCUGCUGCUGAACCUAUUGGUCGUGCUCGGAGAUCAUCGCGAUCAUCUUGGAGUGGCGCGCGUGCUUCUCGCCUCAAAGACAGAGCAGUUGGGAUUGGGACUGUCUACUCCGGCUUUACCGGUGUUGGAACAUAAUUUCACGGAAGUCGAUCCAGAAUUCGACAGCUAUCUGUACGGUCCUCCCCCUGCCCCGCCACCCACUACUCCACCACCAUCGUCUUCGCCACCUCCACCCUCUUCACCGCCACCUCCGCCACCACCCCCACCGCCACCGCCGCCGCCGCCCAUGCCACCCGAUUCAUCAGCGUCUCCAGCUGUGGUACCUCCACCGCCACCGCCGCCGCCUCCUCCGCCUCCCUUACCCGCGUCUUCACUCGCAGACGACACAUCAACGUAUUCACCCUUGCUGAACUCGACGUCCACCCCGCCGAUGUCGAUAAAUCACGCAAGUCAGCUGAUGACGGAUGAUUGUAAAGAUUAUGGGCAUUCUCAUUAUGAGUCAGCAGUAUGCAAUAGUUGGCCGACUUCGAGCGGAACAGCGACGACAACAACAACGACAACGACGAAUGCGGUGCCGCCUGUUAUUGUAACGCCGGAAGAUGUGAAUAAUUGGACGGGUCCUCAGCCAGGACCUAACAUGCCAAUACAAGAUGUUAUUAAAUCCUUGAUUAAUUUCCUAGCAUCUAGGAUUAAUCAGCCCUUAUGGAAUUACGAAGACAUGACUGCUAAAGUAUGGUGGGUUCGUAGCGCUGAGCAACUCACAGUAUUACUUCGUCACGUACUACGUGUCUUCAGAGACUCAUUGCCGCACGCAUUGGUCAGUCAGAGAUGGGCGCAAACGGCACUACAGUUAGGUCUUUCCUGUUCGUCUAGACAUUACGCAGGAAGAUCUCUGCAAGUUUUUCGAGCACUACGCGUUCCUAUAACUUCUAGAAUGCUGUCUGAUAUUUUAUCUAGGCUGGUGGAGACUGUUGCCGAGCAAGGAGAAGACAUGCAGGGAUAUGUAACGGAGUUGUUGCUAACCUUGGAAGCGGCUGUCGAUUCUCUCGAGUCGGACUUUAGACCGCUCGAUUUUAUGAAAGAAAUCUUUAAGUCGACACCGAAUUUGAACAAUAAGGACCCGGUAUCGGGAAUUAUAAUCGGAGGAAAACGCAGUCCAGGAGGAAAUGGUUAUCCUGCUGGACCACACAUGUUUUCUCACUUGAAUCAAGGUGGACAUACUAGGAGCACCAGUUAUUCGGUCAGUUAUUGUAUGAAAAGAUCCAGCGGUGGCAAUUCUGCAGCUAGCGACAUAAAAGAAUUGGAGAAUAGAGUUGGUGGUAACAAGUAUCCCAACUCGAAUCUGUCCAGAUCAAGAUCAGCGCAGUCUUUGAAGUUGUUGGGCGAUUCUGCGACGCAGGACGACAAGAUGACUAUAUUGGCGCAACUGUUUUGGUUGUCAGUGUCUCUGCUUGAAUCGGAUUACGAGCAUGAGUUCCUUUUGGCGCUGCGGCUUCUCAGCCGCGUGCUACACAGAUUACCGCUCGAUCGACCGGAUGCCAGGGAUAAAGUUGAGAAACUGCAGCAACAACUGCGGUGGACCUCAUUCCCCGGUGUACACGCGCUUUUAUUGAAAGGAUGCACCAGUCCCAACACGUACGAACCAGUCGUCACGUUGCUCUCUCAGUUCACACCUCUGUUAGAUUUACCGGUGGUUGAUCCCACGCAGAGCCUCGCGUUCCCGAUGAAUGUUGUAUCGUUGUUACCUUAUAUGUUGCUGAAUUAUGAAGAUGCCAACGAGCUUUGCAUCAGAAGUGCCGAGAACAUUGCGCAAGUAAGUGCAGAAAAGGGAAAGAAACUGGAGAAUCUUGGUACAGUCAUGACAUUGUACAGUCGACGCACCUUUAGCAAGGAAAGCUUCCAGUGGACUAAAUGUGUAGUGAAAUACCUUUACGACUCAUACGCUCACCUCAGUUUCAAUAUGCUUGCUUUUCUUGUGGAGGUCCUGGAGAAAGGCCCGAGCAGUGUGGCAUUGCCUGUACUCAGUAUUAUACAUUGCAUGUUACAUUACGUAGAUCUAGCGUCACCAGCUGCGCAGCCGAUCAACACCGAACUUUUGAGAGUGAUAUCUAAAUAUGUCGAGGGCACUCACUGGAAAGAAGCACUUAAAAUCUUGAAGCUUGUAGUAACGAGAUCGUCGACACUCGUAGCUCCGCCGACGUCGAUGCACGGCUCGUCCUGGGAAUCAUCGUUGGCAUCGCCGCAUCCUAGCUUCACCGACACCGAAAUAUUUACCAAGAAAGAAUUACCUGGAAGGACAAUGGACUUCACAUUCGACCUGUCUCAAACGCCAGUGAUCGGUCGACGUUGGUUGAUACGUCAAGGUGUUGAAGAGAAAUCACUCGGUUCUCCGCGUUGCUCGUUGUCCCUGUCUCCGGCUGACAGUAGUGCUAUCGCAGGAUGGAAGAAACCUUGGAUGUCACAGGGUCGUGUCAGAGAGUGCUUGGUAAACCUGUUGACUACGUGUGGACAAAGAGUCGGACUGCCAAAGAGCCCAUCGGUUAUAUUCAGCCAAAGUUCGGAUUUGAUGGAAAGACAAUCAUCCAUGGCUUCUUCAACGGAGGAAGUUUCUGGUGCGAAUAAUGAUUUGAGCGGAGGAUCUAGACGGGACGAUGAACAAUUUGGAGUAUUCAAAGACUUCGACUUCCUCGAAUACGAAAGUGAAAGCGUCGAGGGUGAGAGUACGGAUAACUUUAACUGGGGUGUUCGACGUCGUCCUCUUAGCGAGGGAGAAGAACGAGAACCUAGUUUAAGACAAUUUGAGGAAAGUCUAAGUGAGAAGACGCCAUCAUCCAGUAAACAUACCACACGGCGUGGAGUCGCCGAGGAAUCGUCAGACGAUGAAGCCGGGUCAGAGUCACCAUUGGACGAGGUACCAGGUGGUUCCGGAACGGGCCAGGAGGCGAACAGCAUCCCAGGAAUGUUCCCGCCGUCGUCUCUCUCUUUGAUACCUAGUCGCACACGUCACGACUCAUCCACAAGCGGCUCGAGUGCAGGAGACCUCGGAGAUGUGACGCCUUGCAACGCGUCGCCGAAUCUGUCCGCGCUGAUGCCGUUCCGACAGGUCGCACGAGACGAUGCCGAGGAGAUUUGGAGACAGCAAAUUCAAAGUCUCAUCACCCAAGCUCCGUACAACACUCUGAGCUUCUUCCAAUUGCUGAGCAAAAUUUUAAGGGAUGUGAGCAGCAAGUCUGUCGGCCUUACACGCGAGGCAAGUGCUUUGCUCAGCAAUGGUAGCCCCGCUUCGGCUCAUUUGGGCUGUCACUUGUCUAGUCACGCUGAACUACUCAGUUCGAAAGCCGAGCCGCCCUUGGUAUGGUUCUCCGUAGCUAUAUUCGCAAAUCAGCGUUUAAACGAGACGUUGCGUUUCGGUAUGUUAGAAGUUCAAGAGCACCUGGAGACAUUUUUGGACAGAAAGGAUCAUGCCACAGAAUGCUUGGAGGCGGCUAAAGCGACCGCUAAGCUUCAAGCUUUGGGCGGUAGUCACACCACAGAGGCAGGUGUCGAAGAGAUGCUGCUAGAUAUGGGCCGAGCGCUCUACAAGCUACAUUUUCAACUUCUGUUGCUGAUUGAGGCAUCAAACAAAAUGCUGGGUGCGCUAAUGAACGCCGCCAGAAACGUGCAAAUUCCUCUGCAAGAUUUGUCCGUUGAGGUCGCCAAUAUGAAGAUAGCCUUGAGUAGAGCGCUCGAAGAGAGCACCGAGAGCGAACGAGGCACACCUACGCCAACACCUAGUCCUAGUCCUCUGCCAGGUGCAGGUGCCGUGGAGGAAGUCGCUAGAGUCGCGGAACUGCUGAGAAACGCGCGGUGGUGUCCGGCACUCGAAGCCGUGAGACUGCAUAGAGCACAGUGGCCGGGCGAUCCUUUCCACGACGAUGAUGAUGUAACAACUGCUGUUAGCAUGUACUGCAAGUACAUAGGUCAAGAUAGAUCCGAUAUAUUCGUGGUGACAAGAAAAGACGACGAGAUGUCAGAGAUUUUCGGCAGACUAAUGGAAAGCUUGUUUGAAGUUCUCGCGGCUGUGACAGGGUUGGAAGCGUCUACGAAGGCGGCGCGCAUGCAGCAUGACCAUUCUAAUCACUCCAAAAAUGACUGUUAAUAUAAGCUUUAAUGAUCUAGUAUUACAGAUUGUUCAUGUACAUUUAAGUCUCGGCGUACAUAUAUGUAAUAUUUAUAUUUAAUUGCCGUAUAUGUGUAGAGGUAUCUUAUAUACGAUUGUAGGUGAGUAUACAUCACGAUACAGAUGAACGUUGCGAGUAUUUAUGUAUAAUGCGUAAAAAGGAAAUUUUUUCUUUCUCUCGACACGAAAAGAAAAAACAUAACGAUCGCUAUUGACUGUAUAUUCGGCAAAUAAAUUAUAUCGAUAUCUCGAUGA